AUGAGUGCCUAUGGCUAUGUCGCCCAUGGUGGCAGAGGUGGGGGGUCGCCUUAUACCAGUAACAUCGUCGAUUCGUACCCGCGCAACCUGUCUGGCCACUUUGAAUACAUCGAUGCUGACCAAGGCAUCUUGCAAGAUCCACAUCGCCCCUCGGUAGCCAGACUUCACUCCAAUCUGGAAGACCCCGAAGCGCCUGAUGUUAUCCUGAUUCGAUAUAUGGCCUCCAUCAUCCCCGUCGAAUUUCCCCCUUACUCAAUCAGCGAAGAAACUGCAUAUGUUGGUCAGCUACGACAAUCGGUUGCGAACUAUCUGCAAACCGAUCCAAGAAGAGUCAGGCUGGUGUAUAAGAAGCGCGACCUGAAACACGACAAAUGGCCCCUGAGGAAAUACAAUAUGAAGCAAAAUAGCGAAGUUGCCGCCAUCAAAACAGAGAGUAUGCUGGACUACAGCGACAGGGAUAGCCAUUCAUCCAGUGGAGAAGAUACAGAAUCAUCAGUCAGCAACGUCCGCCGACGGCCCCGCGCCCUUUCGUCUGUUCGACAUCGAAGCGAUGAGCAACUCCCACGACAGAGUGAUUACCGACCCGCCGCAGAUUCGGCAUUUCUCAGUCCAAAUGACCAUGCCCCGUCUCCCAUAACUUCGGAGCGACAAUCUCGCUCAACUUUUCAGCCUGAACUUGACGAACGAUACUAUCGCCGAGAACCUUCACGCACAAGAGGAACAUCUCCGCGCCCGGCACCCACAUCACCGCCAGCGCCAGCGCCACCUCAAACACCUAUUUUUCCUCCAGCCGAUCCUCAUAGCCCUCUUGGCAAAUUGCAAGCAUUAUCCAAUACGUUCCAUAUGCAGUGGCUACCUCUAUGUAAAAAGUUCAUCAACUCUCCUCCCUCAGAUGCUGCAACAAGGGCCAAAGAGCAUCGUAGAUUGAGCGAAAGCGUCAUGCAACAUAUUACACUCAAGGCGGAUGCGAUUGAUUUGGAAGGAAAUGGGGAUGCCCGAGCGCUCAGAAAGGGUUUGAUCAACGAAGUCAAUGAGAUUAUGAAGAGAUUAGAUGCCCUGGCGCGGUCAUGA
Molecule: messenger RNA, 1071 nt
Organism: Exophiala aquamarina CBS 119918
Lineage: Eukaryota; Fungi; Ascomycota; Eurotiomycetes; Chaetothyriales; Herpotrichiellaceae
Exons: 1
Coding region: 1-1071 (356 amino acids)
Molecular function (GO): protein-folding chaperone binding
Source: RefSeq, a predicted model, not a curated record